Molecule: messenger RNA, 1153 nt
Organism: Ilyonectria robusta
Lineage: Eukaryota; Fungi; Ascomycota; Sordariomycetes; Hypocreales; Nectriaceae
Product: zinc finger protein-domain-containing protein
Exons: 2
Coding region: 1-1116 (371 amino acids)
Source: RefSeq, a predicted model, not a curated record
AUGUCUUCUGGGCGUAAUUGCGAUGAGGAAUCGACUGCCUCACAUCUCUCCCAAAUCAUACCUUCCGCCAAUUCCAUUUCCGGAUUUCGGAAGAUCGGCUUUGGACAAUGUGGUCUGAUUUUUGAACGACCAGGUCGUGAAUACGUUGUCAAAGUCGCAAAGCAAGGGUUUAAAGAUGCACUCAUGGUCGACUAUCAAGUUCAUCAAGCAGUUUACGCUGCGUUUUCCCGUCAAAUCACAAUCGUCGAAUGUCGAGUUCCCAAAGUCAUCAAACACAUUCCGUCUCACGAUUCGCAUUGGUGGGAGCAGCGGGGCCCGUUAUUCACUGAGCGGCACGGCGACUUUCCAUUUCCAUCUUCUGCGUUAAUGUCAGAGCGAAUCUUACCGUUGCCCAAGAUUGUACGAACCGCCUUGAUUUCACGGUUCUGCGAAAGGUCUAUGCAGGCCGAUGCACUCAUCAACCACCUAAACCGAGAUUGUCUGGCUCGAAUCUAUCUCGGAAAGCGUCUUCGGCCCAAUACUCCCCCCCAGCGAAACUUUUCGUUGCGCAACUUCAAUCUCCAUCUCGAUCAGAUGUUAGGCCUAAAGCUACCUGUGGAGAAUUACGCCAGGGCUAUAGGAGAUGCACUUGCAAUCAUGCACUGGGACGCCAACGUCGAUGGGUACGAUGUCGAGUUUGUUCUUGGAAGCGAGGCGGCCAAUGCUCCGCCCAGGGCCGACGGGUCUCUUCAAAACAAAUCGACAGAUUCCGCCCUGGACACCGCAUUCGACUUGAAGAACAAAAUCAUUCGCAUCUGGCUCCUGGAUUUCAACCUUUGUUCCCGUUGGGAGGAAGCCAUUGGCUGGGAAGAGCCAGAAGCUUUGAUUAAUCAACUCGUCAUUGCCUUCUUCGAGAACGACCCCUACUACCCGCUCCCUUUGAUGGAGAAUAGGGCCGAUGAGAAGCUUUGGUGCGCCUUCCGAGACAGCUAUCUGGCAAAGUCUGAGGAGAUUCUUAGCCCUAAAGAUAAAAGAUUGCAGCCGCUACCAACCAACUUUAUUGCAUCUUGCGUUGCCAGGGAACAGGUCAACCUGGAAAGGGGUCUUGGUCAUGGACACAGGGAACUGAAGGGGUAGAGCUAUUAUAAAUAUUUCGCAGUGAAAUCGAACAAGA